CAGUCGCCUCUUAAGACAGUGGAUAUCACCUCUCAGAUGAUGGACCCGAAGACCAAAUACAGUGAUCUGAUGGCGAAGACUCGCCAGUCGUUUGCCGCCGGAAUCACUAAAGAUGUGGAGUUCCGGAAGAAUCAGUUGAAAGCGUUGUAUAAGUUUCUGGUGGACAACGAGUCGUUGAUUGUGUCGGCGCUCAACGAAGACAUAAGGAAACCAUCGUUUGAGACACGAAUGGCUGAAAUUGACUUUUGUCUCAACGAUAUCAGAGGACAGCUCUUCAAUAUAGAUGAAUACGUGGCCCGAAAAUCAGUGCCAAAAACUUUGGUGACCAUCGCUGACGACCCGUUCAUACAGUCAGAGCCGUACGGUUUGGUGCUUAUAAUCGGUGCCUGGAAUUACCCGAUUCAGGUCACUCUGAGUCCACUCAUUGGUGCCAUCGCUGCCGGAAACGCGGCGAUUGUCAAGCCGUCGGAGUUAUCGCCCAAAACCGCUGAAUUGUUUUAUCAAUUAAUUCCCAAAUAUCUGGACAAACGAUGCUAUCAUAUCGUUCUUGGAGACGCUGAAGACACGAAACAAUUAUUGACCGAAAAGUUUGAUUAUAUAUUCUUCACGGGAAGCAAUAGAGUGGGCCGUUGUGUCCACCAAUUGGCGGCUCAACAGUUGACUCCAACGACACUAGAGUUGGGCGGAAAGAGUCCUCUGUUUGUCGACGACUCUCUGCCUGAUAUGGAGAUGGGAUGGCGGCGUAUACUAUGGGCUAAAAUGAUAAACGCCGGCCAGACUUGUGUUGCACCCGAUUAUAUACUUUGCACACCAAAUGUACACAAAAAUCUCGUUCAAAACGCGUCUAAAGUAUUGAAGAUUUUUUUCGGUGAAAAUCCCAAAUUGAGUCCAGAUUUUGGACGCAUUGUUAGUGACAGACAUUUUGAACGUUUAGAAAAGUUUUUAACUUCUGGUAAAAUACUUAUCGGUGGCGAUAAAGAUAUUACCGAUAGAUAUAUAGCGCCAACUAUUUUGACUGAUGUCUCGCCAACUGAUCCCGUUAUGCAAGAAGAGAUUUUUGGACCAAUUCUUCCGAUUAUUGUUGUUAAAGAUGUUGACGAAGCGAUUGAUUUCAUUAAUAAACGUGAAAAGCCAUUGACUUUAUAUAUUUUCUCCACCAAUAAAGUAGUGAUCGACAAGUUAUUGAAUAAGACGUCGAGUGGAUCUGUUUGUGUGAACGACGCUAUGAUUCACUUGACAGUAGACGCCCUGCCAUUUGGAGGGGUCGGCAACAGUGGUAUCGGUGCAUAUCAUGGGAAGUACUCUUUCGAGACGUUCUCACACCAAAAAUCUGUUUUGAUCCGUGGUUUUAAUCCAGUGCUGGAAUGGGUUGGCUCUAAACGAUAUCCUCCUUAUAGUGACAAUCGAUUGAAACGUUUGUUGCGUUUACUGAGGAAACGAAAGUCUAUUAUCCCAAAGAACACAAUCUAUUACUUGAUAUUCAUAUUUGGAUUUAUUUCUUGUUUUAUUUACAAAGAGAUUGAGAGCUGUUUGUUGUGA
Molecule: messenger RNA, 1539 nt
Organism: Medioppia subpectinata
Lineage: Eukaryota; Metazoa; Arthropoda; Arachnida; Sarcoptiformes; Oppiidae
Source: the annotation of a GenBank genome assembly